This is a messenger RNA of Ambispora gerdemannii, 184 nucleotides long. The record is from the annotation of a GenBank genome assembly. NCBI's taxonomy places the organism in Eukaryota, Fungi, Glomeromycota, Glomeromycetes, Archaeosporales, Ambisporaceae.
UCUCACAAAAAAACUUCUUAUGAACUGGUAUAUGGAAAUAAGUUUUAUGAUAAUUGCUCACUGAUAAAUGAUUUAUUUGAACAACAUAUUUUCAAUGAGGAGGAUAUUCCUAGCACUAUAAAUAUAAAACAGGAUGAUGAAAGUAAAAAUUUGGAUAAUGACCUAAUUAUAGAUAUUUCACCAA